Messenger RNA from Apodemus sylvaticus (European woodmouse), 3480 nucleotides. It is a transcript of the gene Srrm3, whose product is annotated as serine/arginine repetitive matrix 3. The transcript is spliced from 15 exons. The record is from RefSeq and is a predicted model, not a curated record. The coding region runs from base 1 to 2010 and encodes 669 amino acids. Gene Ontology annotation, molecular function: mRNA binding. NCBI's taxonomy places the organism in Eukaryota, Metazoa, Chordata, Mammalia, Rodentia, Muridae.
AUGUCCUCCACCGUGAACAACGGGGCUACCGGCAUGCCAGCUCCGCCGGAUGCUGCCAAUGGCUUCCCGCAGCCCGGCGCCUCGUCCGGGUCCUGGCCGCGCGCGGAGGAGGAGCUGCGCGCCUCGGAGCCCGGCUUGGUGAAGCGCGCGCACCGAGAGAUCCUGGACCACGAACGCAAGCGGCGCGUGGAGCUCAAGUGCAUGGAGUUGCAGGAGAUGAUGGAGGAGCAGGGGUACUCAGAGGAGGAGAUCCGGCAGAAGGUCGGGACCUUCCGGCAGAUGCUGAUGGAGAAGGAAGGCGUACUGACCAGGGAGGACCGGCCUGGGGCCCACAUCAUGGCAGAGACCCCGCGACGGAUGGAGGGCUUGGAGCCAGGCCUGGAGUACCCACCUUUCGAUGAGGACGACGGCCCGGUGGAUUGCGACUGCCCGGUCGCCUGCUACCGCGGGCACCGGGGGUACAGGACCAAGCACUGGUCCAGCAGCUCCGCAUCGCCCCCUCCCAAGAAGAAGAAGAAAAAGAAAGGCAGUCAUCGGAGGAGCCGCAAAAAGAGGAGGCUAGAGUCAGAAUGCAGCUGUGGGAGCGCUUCCCCCCUGCGCAAGAAGAAGAAGAGUGUGAAGAAACACCGCCGAGAUCGGUCUGAUUCUGGGUCCCGGAGGAAGAGACGAUACAGAUCGAGAAGCCUCAAGAGCAAACGAAAAGAAAAAAACAAAGAGCGAAAGAGGCCUCACACUGAGUCUCCAGGCCGAAGGUCGCACCACCAUAGCAGCGUCAGCUCCCACAGCCCCUCGCUGUCCUCACACUACAGUGAUUCGGGAUCUCCCAGCAGGCUGAGCGCCAAGCAUCGAGAUGACGGGCGGAAGACAGGCAGCCAGCGAUCCAGCGGGAGCCGGUCGCCGUCCCCAUCGGGCGGUAGCGGAUGGGGGUCGCCCCAGCAGAACGGAGGCAGCAGGCAGCGAAGCGGAGCGCACGGGGGUCGCCCCGGCUCGGCGCACAGCCCGCCCGAUAAGCCCAGCUCGCCCCGGGCCUGUGACAAGGCGGCCGCCGCGCCCACGCCGCCCGCGCGUGGGAAGGACAGCCAGAGUCCCCGCUCCGCGCCGUCCUCGCAGGGCCGCGGGGGUCGAGCGGCGGGAGGGACAGCCAGGCGCCGGCGCCGGCGGCGGCGGAGGAGGCGAUCGCGGUCCUCGGCCAACGCGCCCCGCCGCAGGGGGCGCCGGCGUGCCAAGCCCGCGCCGCCCAGGGGCUCGUCGCGCUCGCUCAGCGGGGCGCACUCCAGCAGCGACUCCGGCGGCGGCGCCCCGGGCCCCGGGCCAGAGCCGGGCUCCGAUCGAGGUCACAGCGGACACGGGAAACGGGCAAAGGAGCGACCCCCGCGCGCGCGGCCAGCAAGCACCUCGCCUUCCCCCGGCGUCCACGGCCGACGGGGCGGCCCAGAGGGCAACAGCUCAUCGCGCAGUCCGGGUCCCCAUCCGGGGUCCUGGAGCUCCAGCCGCUCGCCCUCCAAAUCCCGCUCUCGCUCCCCAGACAAAAGGACCCGCAGCCCCAGCCUCUCACCGUCGCCCAAGAAACCUCUUGGCCGGGACAAGGACAGCGAAGGCCGAGCGAGGCAUGCCGAGGCUGAGGCCGCCCGCGCCCGGCGUCGCUCCCGCAGCUACUCUCCCAUCCGAAAGCGGCGCCGGGACUCGCCCAGUUUCAUGGAGCCAAGACGCAUCACCAGGAACCUCCUGCUGCGUGGCCUGUGGCCAGCCUGGGGGCCGUGUGGACCGGGCUCCACAGGCAACCCAAGUGAUACUCAUUGCCCGGAAGCGUCCCAUCCCCUACUACCGGCCCAGCCCCUCCUCUUCCUCGAGUUGCUUGAGCACGGACUACUCGAGCCGAAGCCACAGCAGGAGCCCAAGCCCUGGCCACAGCCAUGGAAGCUACAGCAGCCGCAGUCACGGGACUCGCAGCCGCUCCUGCAGCGCCUCCAGGAGCCGCAGUCCCAGCUACCACAGCCGGAGCAGCUCUGAGAGUGGGGGCUUCUAAGCCCAGACGGACCCAUCUAGGGUUGGAAGGCCCUGGAACGAGGAGAGGCUGGGGCCCUGAGACCUGGGAAAGAGGGGUCUGUACGCGCCCCCCCCCAUACUGCUACAGGGGUCCCGGGGUGGGGGUGGGGCAGCACGCGGGCAAGUGGGACUAGGGAGGAGCUUCUUCUAGGGUGGGUGACCCACCCACGAGGAGGAAUCAAAUUGUCCGGCCCCUGAAGUGUGCCCAUCCCCACGCCCUGCCCACCCACCACGCCCAGGGAACAAAGAGCCUUUGCGAACACAGGGAUCAGAUCGUCACACCCCUCUUCUGCUUGAGGCCAGCUUACCAGCCUGGGGGGGGGCCCAUUGCCUGUGUAAGGCACAAGAGUCCACCGUUGGCUGUCACCUCACCUGAGCUCAGUGGACCCCUGCACAGCUUGGAAGGUGCCAAGCGUGGGACCUUCCCCUCCCUCUUUCUCUGUUUCCCACGGGGUGGAUCUGAAAAUGACAAAUCAAGCAAGACCUAAAAGAGAAGGAAGGACCACCUAACUCCUGGCGCACUGCCAGGCAGGAGAAGUUCACACUUGGCCCCCGUCUCCUCUCUCCCUUGGCCCUCACAUCAAGGCCACACCCUCCAGACCUCCAUCAGCACAAGAGGUGGCACAUGCCACAUCUGUAUCUAACCCUGAAGUCAGAGGGAGGAGUUCAGGGUCUGAGGACCUAGCUCAGGUGGUAGAGCACUCGCCUAGCAUGCAUGAAGUCCUGGGUUCCAUCCCAACAAAGCAUAAAACCGAGCAUGCUAGCGCAUGCCUGUAAUCCCAGCACUCUGGAGGUAGAGGCAGGAGGACCGGAAGUUCAAGGUCAUCUUAGGCUACAUAGUGAGUUCGAAUCCAACCUGGGGGUGCAAGCGAACCUGUCUCAAAAGUGAGAGACUGGGAAUUCAGGUCAGAAGACAAGAAAGAACACGGGUAGAAAAGCAGCGGCAUUUCUCUUUAGGAUGAGCCCAAGCGAUGCAGUCAGAUGAUCAAACAGGUCAAGGGCUCCUGGGAGACAGGUCCAGGCUGCUGUCUGGGUUAUGGGCCAAAUGAUAGCUCACGGUCACAAGCUCACUAACACGCGGUGCACUUCGGGGCCUGCCCAAGGAUGGCCUCCUUACCAGGCUUUGAUGGGGCAGGUUUGGUCAAGGCUUUCAGAACUGGGGUGGUAGGUUCCAGCCAAAGCCCUCAGCUGGAACGCGAUGGGGAUGAGGUGGUUCCCCCCCUCCAGCCUCUUCUGCGGCACCCAGCCCCGCCCACCCCCUGCUGGGGCCCUCAGGGAUCUCGAAGUCUUCCUUGGCCCAAUAGGGCAGAUGCCCUGGGCUCUGGUGGGGGGAGGAGUCUGGGGUCUGAUCCGGGUUCCCACCUUCUCUGUUUCCCCUUCCCUCUUUCUCCGCAGUGCGGGAAAACAUUUGGACUGUAAUAAAUACACUAGGUG